AUAGAUAAAAUUCAUCACGUAGAAUUUGCUUCAGCGUCUCAACCCCUUCUUCCUUUUCCAGAGCCUUUCCCAUCCAAGCCGCGUGGUCCGAGCGAUCGGCCCCGCUCUCGCCGGAGCGCUCCACCGCUUGACGUCAGUCCACCACCCCCGCGGCGCCGAUGGAGUACGACUCCCGGGGCCGGUCGGGCUAGGGCUUCUACGGCGCGCCCCCCGGGGCCGCGGCCGGCGGCUCGCACCUCUACCCACGCGUCGGCCAGCCUUCCCACGGCAGUGGCACCGCCGCCGCGUCUCCGCGGGCCGCGCCCUACCACCACUCGUCCUCCGCUUCCGGCUCCUCGGCCCCCAUCGUUACGCCGCUCGCUCCCACCUCGUCUACAUCGAAAGUGGGCGUACAAAUUGCGAUAAAGCCUGAAUACCGCAUUACCCCUCCUCCUCAAAUGGCACCACAUAUGGUUGAAAUUCCUCGUAGCACCUUCAACUUCAACUUUGAGUAUGAGAGAAAGAUUCUUGCUGAGGCAGAGAAGGAGAAUCCCAACUGGAACAAAUUUGUGGUAGAAAGACAGGCACCGCAGACGGUGCCACAGCAGGCUAGAUCAGCAUCUUCAGGGGAUCCAGUUGUGGACAAGUAUGUUGCGAUGGGGCUUGGACGUGAAGCUGUCUCAUUUGCUGUGUUGAAUUAUGGAGAUAAUCCAGUGAAGGUAGAGGAGUUCGUGAAAUCCUACAACAUUCUCCACGAGAUGGGCUUCACGUCCCAGAACGUUCCCGAGCUGCUGGCGAUCCACGACAACGAUCCUGACAGAGUUAUCCAACGCCUGCUUUCCUCGCCAUCCUGAUCCCAGAACAAGACGCCUUACAUAUGUAUACCCCCAUGUACAGCCUCAUCCUAUGCUGGCAACCAUCAUGCAUGCCACAUGUGAUGGAGUCCCGAGUGUUUGUACUUCGAUCUACGUGUUAUCUGCUAGUAGCAAGUAGCGUGAACCGAUGAACACGAUUGUACGGUUGUAUCGCAUGGCCCGUUUGGUGAUUUUUGCACCGAUUUCUUUCA
Phragmites australis (common reed) is the source of this 1045-nucleotide messenger RNA. RefSeq lists its product as uncharacterized. Gene Ontology annotation, molecular function: ubiquitin binding. NCBI's taxonomy places the organism in Eukaryota, Viridiplantae, Streptophyta, Magnoliopsida, Poales, Poaceae. Gene Ontology annotation, biological process: ubiquitin-dependent protein catabolic process via the multivesicular body sorting pathway. The record is from RefSeq and is a predicted model, not a curated record. Gene Ontology annotation, cellular component: ESCRT I complex. Bases 438 to 833 code for a protein of 131 amino acids. The transcript has 5 exons.